Ostrea edulis (European flat oyster) is the source of this 742-nucleotide messenger RNA. RefSeq lists its product as uncharacterized. Bases 191 to 718 code for a protein of 175 amino acids. The transcript has 2 exons. NCBI's taxonomy places the organism in Eukaryota, Metazoa, Mollusca, Bivalvia, Ostreida, Ostreidae. The record is from RefSeq and is a predicted model, not a curated record.
UAGAUGUUUGAUCCGCUCGCGUACUCGCAUACAUAACAUCUAACAACAUCCCAUGGAGGGUCACGUCAGAGGUCAAAUUCAAUUGAUCAAUGAAAUCACAUCUGGCAAACUCUUUAAAUGCUCGUCGAAGGGAAUAAGUCUAGAGUGGUUCCGAAUGUAAAAAAAGAAAAACGUGAUCCGAACCAAGACAAUGGCGGUGCGCAUUACGCCUGUCAAAUGCUAUUCGCUUGGAAACAUUUUUGUUGUGUGCGGGUUUUCGUUUGUUACAAAGUUUGUAGAUGAAUUAGGCAGCAUAAAAGUUCAAAAGUGUUUGGAUAAAAAAUUAAGAUUAACACGUGAAAGAUUGGAAACGUUACUGAACGGGUGUGAUGUGAAGAAAGAGACUUGUUUUCCUGGUGACGCGGGUGUAUGUCAGAAAUGUUUUCGGGCCAUGGACAGGGUGCGCAAAUUGGAAAAAGAGGCGAUGGAGGCAAGGGAGAGAUUUACAAGUAACAUACGAUCAACCAUGUCAAGAUAUAGUGUUACUGUGCCCUCACCAUCAAAAACAGUCAUUAAGAAAAGAGAAAUUAGAAGUCCAGGAGUUUUGGGAAUUGGGAAACGCUCGAAAGCCUCAGAGGAGACAGAGACAUCUACUAUGUUAGUACCGAUUCGAAGAGUGACACCUCAAAAACUAAAUCCUCUUGCCCCCUUUAUCGUAGGCAGCAUCACAGGAUCAUAACCACCCCUGUUGCUUGGAGAAGAA